Lactuca virosa is the source of this 1075-nucleotide messenger RNA. The record is from the annotation of a GenBank genome assembly. Lineage: Eukaryota; Viridiplantae; Streptophyta; Magnoliopsida; Asterales; Asteraceae.
UCACAUCAUCUACACACUCAACUCUUCUGAUCUCUCAAUCUCUCCGUCAGCAAUGGCGCUCCGGCGAACCCUAACUAAACGUCUCAUCAAAGACCAAACGCCCUUCAUAGAUGAUACACCUUUCACUUCUCUCUCAUCGCACAGAGCCUUAAAUGCAGCCAACUCGAAUCUCAAACGCGACCUGUUGACGUCGCCGGAGAACUCUUCUCCCACUGCGGAUGCUGGAUUCUUCCGGCGGUUUCUCCAGCGGAGAAAAAUCAAUCAGUCGUCGACAAUGAGUCUGCCGGAGUUGUUUUUAUUUCCGGUUGGCGAGAAACUAAGGGAGAAGCUGAACAUAUCUAGCGGAGAACGUCUCAGGCUUGAUGGACUAAGGAAUCCGGUAACGGGGCGUCCACCGGUUUCUAUCGACUCCGUCGGAAUAUCAGUGAAUGAUGCGAGGAAGAUCCUGAGGUUUUCUCAGUUGCAGAAGGUGAGAUCUGCGUUGAAACAGAUCCCAACGAAUUCGAUUAGCUACUCCGAAUUUCUCACAGUCUGCAUUGACAUUUGUAAUAAUCACGAUCAAGGCUUAGAGUUCUCCAAAAUGUUGGAUGAAGCCGGAGACGUCAUUGUCUUGGGAAACGUCGUGUUCCUCCGUCCCGAUCAGUUGGCAAAAUCAAUGGAGAAUUUGAUAUCACGAUCCAUAGCCAUUCCAAACGACCCAAGAAAACAUCAACUCGAAGAAUUAGAAACCCAAAAAGCUUUAAUCGAUCAAAAAUCAGUCUCCCAAGUUCGAGGUGAGCUCUAUUGUGGUCUCGGCUUUCUGGUAAUCCAAACAAUGGCGUUCAUGAGGUUAACAUUUUGGGAACUUAGUUGGGAUGUAAUGGAACCCAUCUGCUUCUUCUUCACAUCUUUCCACUUUGCACUCGCAUACAUGUUCUUCAUAAGAACAUCCAAAGAACCCACUUUUGAAGGCUACUUUCAACGUAGGUUUAAAACGAAGCAAAAGAAGCUUAUGGAGGUUUAUAAUUUUGAUCUUGAAAAGUACAACCAACUACAUUGGAAUCACGGACAUGGAAUGGAUUCACAGACAAGAUGA